Hordeum vulgare subsp. vulgare (domesticated barley) is the source of this 2367-nucleotide messenger RNA. Its product is annotated as chloride channel protein CLC-c-like. Gene Ontology annotation, molecular function: voltage-gated chloride channel activity. The coding region runs from base 1 to 2367 and encodes 788 amino acids. Gene Ontology annotation, cellular component: plant-type vacuole membrane; intracellular membrane-bounded organelle. The record is from RefSeq and is a predicted model, not a curated record. NCBI's taxonomy places the organism in Eukaryota, Viridiplantae, Streptophyta, Magnoliopsida, Poales, Poaceae. The transcript is spliced from 7 exons. Gene Ontology annotation, biological process: chloride transport; transmembrane transport.
AUGGCUAAAACGGAGAAAGCGUUGGCCGUACCCGUACCCGAGUCUCCCCGGACGCCGACGCCGACGCCGAUGUCGGCAACGGCGCCGACGUCGGCGAGGUCGGUCAAGUGGGGCGACCUCGAGGAUGCGGCCGGCGGGCUGGAGCGGCCGCUGCUGCGGCAGCGCGGCUCCAACACCACGUCCCAGAUGGCCGUCGUCGGCGCCAACGUCUGCCCUAUCGAGAGCCUCGACUACGAGAUCGUGGAGAACGACCUGUACAAGCAGGACUGGAGAUCGAGGGGGAGGAUCCAGGUCUUCCAGUACCAGGUCCUCAAAUGGCUCAUGGCGCUCCUCGUGGGAUCGGUCGUCGGCCUCGUGGGAUUCUUCAACAACAUCGCCGUCGAGAACAUCGCCGGCUACAAGCUGCUCCUGACCAGCAACCUCAUGCUGCAAAACAGGAACCUGCAUGCGUUCCUGCUAUACAUGGCCUGCAACGCGGUCCUCGCGGGGUCCGCAGCUGCGAUUUGCGCCUACUUAGCCCCCGCGGCAGCCGGCUCCGGCAUACCGGAGGUGAAGGCCUAUCUGAACGGCGUCGACGCCCACUCCAUCCUAGCGCCCAGCACCCUCUUAGUGAAGAUUAUUGGCUCCAUAUUGGGGGUGUCUGCCGGUUUUGUGCUGGGCAAAGAAGGGCCUAUGGUGCACACUGGUGCCUGCGUUGCCGCCAUGCUCGGCCAAGGGGGGUCGCGCAAGUAUGGCCUCACUUGGAACUGGAUCAGGUACUUCAAGAAUGACUUGGAUCGAAGGGAUCUCAUCACCUGCGGUGCUGCAGCCGGCGUCACUGCGGCGUUUCGCGCCCCUGUCGGCGGCGUCCUCUUUGCGCUGGAGGAAGCAACAUCUUGGUGGCGGAGUGCGCUUCUGUGGAGGACAUUCUCCACAACGGCAAUGUCGGCGAUAGUGUUGCGGUCGUUGAUAGAGUACUGCCGCAGCGGCAACUGUGGUCUGUUUGGCGAAGGCGGUCUGAUCAUGUUUGAUGUCAGUUCACGGGUGACUUCUUACACCGGCACUGACAUCGCCGCAGUCAUACUCCUCGGCAUCCUCGGCGGGCUACUCGGAGCUCUCUUCAACCACUUUGUCGACCUGAUCCUCCGCAGAUACGGCGUCAUCAAUGACAAGGGUGCGCCGUACAAGAUCCUUAUGACGGUGUUCAUCUCACUUGUCACCUCGUGCUGCUCUUUCGGCCUGUCGUCGCUGUCUCCGUGCGUCCCGUGCCCGCCCGAGCUCGCCCCCGGCAAGUGCCCGACCAUUGGCCGGUCCGGCAACUACAAGAAGUUCUGGUGCCCAGCGGGGCACUACAACGCGCUGGCCUCUCUCUUCUUCAACACCAACGACGAUGCCAUCCGCAACCUCUUCAGCGGCGGCACGGACAACGAGUUUGGUGUGUCCACUCUACUCACUUUCUUCAUCGGCGUAUACACCCUUGGCUUGAUCACCUAUGGCGUGGCCGUGCCGUCGGGCCUCUUCAUCCCCGUCAUCCUCUCGGGUGCCACCUUCGGCCGCCUGGUGGGCAAGCUCUUCGGCUCGGGCCUCGACACAGGCCUCUUUGCGAUCGUCGGCGCGGCCUCCUUCCUUGGCGGAACCAUGCGGAUGACGGUGUCGGUGUGCGUGAUCCUGCUGGAGCUAACCAACGACCUCCUGCUGCUGCCGCUCAUCAUGCUGGUCCUGCUCGUAUCCAAGACGGUGGCGGACUGCUUCAACAAGGGUGUGUACGAGCAGAUCGUGCGCAUGAAGGGUCUACCCUUCCUGGAGGUGCACGCAGACGCGUGCAUGCGAAGCCUGGUGGCCAGCGACGUGCUGUCCGGGCCGGUGAUCACCUUCUCCAGCGUGGAGCGCGUGGGCACCGUGGUGAACACGCUGCGGCGCACAGGCCACAACGGGUUCCCGGUGAUCGAGGACGAGCCGUUCGCGCCGGCGCCGGAGCUGUGCGGCCUGGUGCUGCGCUCCCACCUGAUCGUGCUUCUCAAGGGCAGGACCUUCACCAGGGCCCGCGUGAAGACCGGCGCCGCCGAGGUGUUCCGCAAGCUCAAGCCCUUCGACUUCGCCAAGGUGGGGUCGUCGGGGAGGGCGAUGGAGGUGAGCGAGCUGAGACUCACCGAGGAGGAGAUGGACAUGUACGUGGACCUCCACCCGAUCACCAACCGGUCGCCCUACACCGUCGUGGAGAACAUGUCGCUGGCCAAGGCCGCCGUGCUCUUCCGCGACCUCGGCCUUCGCCACAUGUGCGUCGUGCCGAGGACACCCGGGAGGCCGCCGGUGCUGGGGAUCCUGACGCGGCACGACUUCAUGCCGCAGUACAUCCGCGGGCUGUUCCAGAACGUCCUUCGAGAGUAG